This is a messenger RNA of Macrosiphum euphorbiae (potato aphid), 336 nucleotides long. NCBI's taxonomy places the organism in Eukaryota, Metazoa, Arthropoda, Insecta, Hemiptera, Aphididae. The record is from the annotation of a GenBank genome assembly.
AUGAAAACUUACAGAAUAGAUGUUUUGGAUAAAAGUAAAUUAAUUGGUUCAAAAAAAAUAAACCUUGGUUUCAGUACAAGAGAAGCUAUUCGUUCUAUUGAUAUAUUUACUGACAAAGAUAUGUUAAUUUUCAGAACCGAUUGUCAAUUAAUUUUACAAACAAUAUGUUUGAAGUUAUUAUUAAAAUCACCUAUUAAGUAUAAGGUGGUAAAAGGUAUAUCAUUUUGUGAUCCAAGCAUAAUUGUUACAUCUGUAAAAGUGGCAAAUUAUAGAUUUAAAACUUGCUUGGAAACAUUUGUGGAAAAUCAUUGGGUUAGUGGCAUAGUGGAUAAAUAG